GCCAUUCUGCUUCCGAGUCGUUAGCGGUUAUUAGGCAACUAUUGAAUAAAACACAUGAUUGAAAUAAACUUGCCUGGUGGACUUUAAACUUUCCAACAUGUCUUAAGUCCAGUCUAUGUGGACGCGGAGAGAAAAAACGUAACUCCGGCCGUGUGUGAGGACCUGGGGCCAUGUAGGAGCAUUGAGCUAAAUGAGAAAAAAAACACACUCCACCAUGUCUGAACAAGGGGACUCUCUGGUAACAGGCUCAUUUGUGACUGCGGACUAUGUGGUCUUUGCUCUCAUGCUGUUGGUGUCGGCCGCGGUCGGGGUCUACUUUGCCUGGGCGGACAGGGGCCAGAGAAGCUCUGGGGACUUCCUGAUGGGAGGCCGCAGACUGACGGCCCUGCCCGUGUCCCUGUCCCUGACCGCCAGCUUCAUGUCAGCCAUCACGGUGCUGUCAAAUCCAGUCGAGGUUUACCGCUACGGAGCCAGUAUUGGGUUAUAUGGUCUCUCAUAUGUGAUGAUGGUGGUGGUCACAUCUGAGGUCUUUCUUCCAGUCUUUUACCGGCUCGCUGUCACCAGCACAUAUGAGUAUCUGGAGCUGCGUUUCAACAGAGCAACCCGUCUGCUGGGAACUGCGCUCUUCAUUGUGCAGACGAUCCUCUACACCGGAAUCGUCAUCUAUGCCCCAGCUCUCGCUUUGAAUCACGUGACUGGUAUGGAUCUGUGGGGUGCAGUCAUUUCCACUGGUUUGGUGUGCACCUUUUACUGCACGAUGGGUGGUCUGAAGGCGGUGGUGUGGACUGAUGUCUUUCAGCUCGGCGUCAUGCUUGGAGGCUUCCUAUCGGUUAUCAUCAGGUCUGUGGUCUUACAAGGUGGAGUCUUCCCCAUCAUUUCAGAUUCAGAGGAAGGAGGCAGACUGAAUUUUUGGGACUUUGACACAAACCCUCUGAAAAGACACACUUUUUGGACCAUAACCGUCGGCGGGACAUUUGUGUGGGUCAGUAUCUAUGGGAUCAACCAGGCCCAGGUUCAGAGAUACAUCUCCUGUAAAAGCCUCACUCAUGCCAGAGUAUCUCUGUACAUCAACCUGUUAGGCCUGUGGUCCAUCUUGCUAUGCUCAGUUUUUGCAGGAAUGUGCCUCUACUCCGUCUACAAGCACUGUGACCCGUGGACGGCUGGUCUGGUUUCCGCUCCCGAUCAGCUGAUGCCAUAUUUGGUGAUGGACAUCUUGGGAGACUACCCUGGCCUUCCUGGACUGUUUGUUGCAGCAGCAUACAGUGGAUCUCUAAGUACAGUGUCAUCCAGCAUCAAUGCACUGGCUGCAGUGACAGUGGAGGACCUGAUCAAACCUCACACUCACAUGUCUGAGAAGCACCUGGCCUGGACCUCGAAAGGACUGAGUCUCGCAUACGGGGCGUUGUGCAUUGCAAUGGCUGGACUGGCUUCGCUCAUGGGAGGGAUCUUGCAGGCAGCCAUCAGUAUAUUUGGAAUCAUUGGAGGUCCUUUACUUGGCCUGUUCGCACUGGGUAUCUUGUGUCCAAUAGCCAAUUCCAAAGGAGCUUUGUCGGGUCUUGUGUCAGGCUUGGUCGUGUCCCUGUGGGUGGGCAUCGGAGCCCAGGUAUACCCUCCCCCUCCCGAGUUGACCAGGCCCCUGCCACUGACCACUGACGGCUGUAACUUCACCAUCACAGGCGGCCUCAACUGGACCUCCACGGCUCUGCCCACGCAACUGAUCCCCAUCACCACAGCCCCCGCGCACAACGCAGACAGCAGGCCUGUGCUGGCAGAUAACUGGUACUCUCUGUCCUACCUGUACUUCAGUCCUAUCGGAACAAUAACGGCGGUCGGUGUGGGGCUGAUAGUCAGCCUGUUCACAGGAGGCUGGCAGCUGAAGGUGGAACCGAGGCUUACAUUAAUGAAAGAAGACACAACACUCUAUUACCUCAUCAGGUGUUUCAAAGACAGAGUCAUGACACGAACAGGACGACUUGACCUGACAAAGGACAGGGAGAAAGAAUUUGGCAACACAAAUCCUGCUUUCUGUGAUGUUGAGCUGGACUUAACAAGAAGCAGCAUUUCCCACAUGAAAUAAAAACGUAUAUUUGUGUUGUGAAAUCGAUUCUUAUUUUUGUAAAAAUGGAAGAAAUGUCAAUGAUGGGGUUGGAUAACAGAAAAAAAGGUGUGUAACUUACAACAUGAGAUAUUCGCUGAAAAAAAAUCGGUCACUGGCCACUUCUAAACUGAGCACUACAUUAAAUCCUGCUUAAAUCUGAUAAAAUAUUAAUUCUGGCGUUUGGGGCAGCUGACCUAACAUCCUGUUUGGAGAAAUGCUUCAGAUACAACCUAUAAUACUGAAAUAGAGUCAUUUUUCUUAUUUCUAAAAUGUCUGGACAGUUAUAUUGCAGUUAAUUAGUACAUUGUACGUGUGUACAAGGUGUAUGUGUGUGUUUGUGUGUGUGUACCACGGCAUGUUAGAAGAUUUCCAUACAUUCAUAAAGGACAGCCUGAGUUCAAAGCUUGUAUAUUGAU
Molecule: messenger RNA, 2514 nt
Organism: Scophthalmus maximus (turbot)
Lineage: Eukaryota; Metazoa; Chordata; Actinopteri; Pleuronectiformes; Scophthalmidae
Gene: slc5a8
Product: solute carrier family 5 member 8
Exons: 18
Coding region: 191-2077 (628 amino acids)
Biological process (GO): sodium ion transport; propanoate transmembrane transport
Cellular component (GO): membrane
Molecular function (GO): organic acid:sodium symporter activity
Source: RefSeq, a predicted model, not a curated record